AUGUCUUGUGCCACUGAACAUCCGGAAACCAAAAACUGUUGCAAUGGACGAUCGUCUGCCACUGGACCCUCAGAACCUAUAAACUGUUGCAGUGGACAAUUGGUUGAGAGGGAGAAUCAGACGUUUAAGAAUCUUCUUGGAGUCACUACCUCGGAACCCGAUCUUUCCAAAUCAUUCUACCAACGACAGUUGCCUACGCAUCUCGUUCGAUUCGCGUCACCAGAAGGCAAAGCCCUGUUCCGAAAAGCCAUGGAUGUGGGGCAUGCUGAAAACUUUUUCCCUCUCACCGGCAACUUUACCACUCAAUCUGAACCUGCGUUUUGCGGUCCUAGUUCUCUGGCCAUGGUACUCAAUGCGCUGGAAGUGGAUCCAAAGCGCAUUUGGAAAGGCAACUGGCGAUGGUUUUCAGAUGAGUUACUGGAUUGCUGCGCUACAACCGAACAGAUGAAAGAGAAUGGCAUUACGUUUGGCCAAUUUGCUUGUUUGGCGGGAUGCCAUGCAAAUGUUGUAGUGAAGCAAGCGCCCACUUUUACAUUUGAAGAAUUCAAGCAAGAUGUAGCAGAUGUUACGGCUCGAUCUGAUCAAUUUAUGGUGAUUUCUUUUUCAAGAAAGACGUUGCAGCAGACGGGCGAUGGUCACUUUUCACCGAUCGGUGCCUAUAACCCUGAGAAUGACAUGGUGCUUGUGCUCGAUACAGCUCGCUACAAAUACCCAAGCUACUGGUGCGAUAUCAAGACACUCUACGAGUCCAUGAAACCGAUUGACAAGGAAACAGGUCGUCCUCGAGGAUAUUUCUUGCUAAGCUACGACACUGAAAACCCGCCUAUGCGUAAAUGCAAAACUGGGUCAGAAUCGUCAUGCUCACUACAAAUGGAGAAAGACAGGAGAUCCGGUGAUGGGGUGACUAUCACUGGAACCGAAUCUGUUCAGUUAAACUGGUCCACGGUCAUCCAAAAGAACUGCAGACGCGUACCAGAAAACAUCUGGCUGGAGAAACCAAAAUCGCUAGAGUCUGCUGUGGAACAGAUUUUGCAUGACGUACCGUUGGAAUUCAAGUCGACGUUGACGGAUCAACUUUUGACUUGUGCAGAUGGAGCUGCGUUGCCGAAAUCGGCCAAUCGAUACAUUGAUCGUGUACUUCAAGAAACGACACAGUCACCGUUGUACUCGAUGAUACGGGAUGUUCUGCACGGGCAUGAUACAGCGAAACCAGAAGGGCCUGAUGUUCGGGCUGCUUUUGCUACUCUUUUCAUCUUGGGUUCGCCUCGCAUGCUGUUCGCGUCCCUACCGCGAGAUGUGCUGGACCAAUUGGAGGAAUACAGAAAAAACGACUACAUCACAGAUAUUGUGAAGCGACAAGUCCAGCAGAUUUCGACUGCCGUCGACGAACUAACAAAGACUUUCUGCACGUGUGGCCCGGAAUGGAUGCAGCAACAGACCAACGCAGACUCUGCUUGCGCCAAAAAUGGCCCAUCGCAGUAA
Messenger RNA from Radiomyces spectabilis, 1482 nucleotides. RefSeq names its product Phytochelatin synthase-domain-containing protein. Bases 1 to 1482 code for a protein of 493 amino acids. NCBI's taxonomy places the organism in Eukaryota, Fungi, Mucoromycota, Mucoromycetes, Mucorales, Radiomycetaceae. The transcript has 3 exons. Gene Ontology annotation, molecular function: metal ion binding; glutathione gamma-glutamylcysteinyltransferase activity. Gene Ontology annotation, biological process: detoxification of copper ion; response to metal ion; cellular detoxification of cadmium ion. The record is from RefSeq and is a predicted model, not a curated record.